AUGCCACUGGCUUCCAAACCAACUGAAACCAUGAAAGUGAUAUUAUUGGCUCUGGUUUAUAUUCCAUUUACCAUAGCCCUAGAAAGGAUCCCUUUAGUUCGAUUUAAAUCCAUCAAGAAGCAACUUCAUGAAAAGGGAGAACUGGAGGUAUUUUGGAGUAAUCACCAACCUGACAUUUUUGCACGGAGAUAUCUGCAUUGCUUCCCUUCAGAUAUCUUUUUACCAGCUACUUCAGAAAGGCUGUAUGAUUACAUGAAUGCCCAGUACUAUGGGGUGGUAAAAGUUGGGACCCCUCCUCAGAAAUUCACAGUGGUAUUCGACACUGGAUCGUCCAAUUUUUGGGUCCCUUCAGCCUACUGCAUCAGUGAAGCCUGCAGGGUUCACGAAAGAUUCAACUCCUUUCUGUCACACUCCUAUCAGCAUGGAGGUCAAGCCUUUUCUCUACAGUAUGGUACUGGGCAACUUCUAGGCAUUGCUGGCAGAGACACAGUACAAAUUAGCAAUAUUUCUAUAGAGGCACAGGAUUUUGGACAGUCUGUCUUUGAACCAGGCAUGACCUUUGCCCUUGCACACUUUGAUGGAGUGAUGGGUUUAGGAUAUCCAUCUUUGGCGGUCGGCAACGCUCUUCCGGUGUUUGACAGUAUGAUGAACCAACGCUUAGUAGAGGAGCCGGUGUUUUCUUUCCACUUGAACAGAGGAGAUGACAUUGAAAAUGGUGGAGAAUUGAUCUUAGGGGGAAUAGAUCAUUCCCUCUACAAAGGUUCAAUUCAUUGGGUCCCAGUCACUGAGAAAAGCUACUGGCAAAUUCAUGUUAACAACGUGAAAAUCCAGGGACGGAUUGUGUUUUGUGCUCACGGUUGUGAAGCCAUUGUUGAUUCAGGAACUUCUCUUAUUACUGGCCCCUCUUCCCAAAUAAGACGCCUUCAGGAGUACAUUGGGGCAAGUCCAACACAAACUGGAGAGUUCAUUGUAGACUGCAGAAGACUGUCAAGCUUGCCACGUAUAAGCUUCACUAUUGGACACAAAGAAUACAAGUUAACAGCGGAACAAUAUAUAAUAAAGGAGUCCAUAGAUGGAAGAUCCUUGUGCAUUAGUGGCUUUCAGUCUCUGGACAUCACCACUCACUCUGGACAGCUUUGGAUCUUAGGAGAUGUAUUUAUGUCUGCAUACUACUGUGUUUUUGAUCGUGGACAUGACAGAGUGGGGUUUGCAAAAAGUGUUCAUAGAAAGGAGAAUUUCUAAGGUCUAACUGAUAUCAAUUCUGCCAUAAACAAAAAGAAUGUUAUUACAAUGGAUAUGAAACGUGUCUGUAAGGAUAGAACCUCCCUCCUCUUUCUCCUCCUGCCCCCAAAUUUGCUAGGGAUUUAGGGUACACUCUAGCUCCAUUUUUUUCAGCUUGGUCCCAUCUCUCUAGAUUUGUAACUGAGAGAGACAAUUAUUUAUUUAUUAAAUGAGUGACUGGGAGCCCUAAGAAGGGCUGUGUCACUAGUGAUUAAAAUGGCAACAGCUUGCCUGUAGGAUUUCUAAUGGGGUGGGAGGGAAAGUGUACUUAGGAGAAGGUUGCUAAAUAAUGCAAAGCUUAUUGUGUGUCAGUUACAAUUGUGUGAAACCAAUCCUAGCUGGAUCAUUUCCGCAUGUGUCUCUUUUCUUUCCUGUCAGUUUCCCUUUGUUUUUUUCCCCCUACUGCUGUCUGUUUCUUGACCACAGCAUUUGUCCUUGUUAUGACUCAGUUGUUACUUUCAUUUUUCAUAUUCUUUAUUGGGAUUUUGUUCUUCCCUUUCCACCUUUGGCUUCAUAGAAUCUCUUUAGGGGCAAAUCCCAUUAAUUUAAACAGGAGUUUAAAUCAAUCAUUUGUGCACUGAGACUGAAUCCCUGCCCCCCCCCCCAAUGCAUCACACAAGACACUGACUGCAUAGUAGCGUCAUGUG
Molecule: messenger RNA, 1928 nt
Organism: Gavialis gangeticus (Gharial)
Lineage: Eukaryota; Metazoa; Chordata; Crocodylia; Gavialidae
Product: cathepsin E-A-like
Exons: 9
Coding region: 1-1242 (413 amino acids)
Biological process (GO): proteolysis
Molecular function (GO): aspartic-type endopeptidase activity
Source: RefSeq, a predicted model, not a curated record